Antechinus flavipes (yellow-footed antechinus) is the source of this 2098-nucleotide messenger RNA. It is a transcript of the gene CSRNP2, whose product is annotated as cysteine and serine rich nuclear protein 2. NCBI's taxonomy places the organism in Eukaryota, Metazoa, Chordata, Mammalia, Dasyuromorphia, Dasyuridae. The record is from RefSeq and is a predicted model, not a curated record. Gene Ontology annotation, biological process: regulation of transcription by RNA polymerase II. Bases 364 to 2013 code for a protein of 549 amino acids. Gene Ontology annotation, molecular function: sequence-specific DNA binding; DNA-binding transcription factor activity, RNA polymerase II-specific. Gene Ontology annotation, cellular component: nucleus. The transcript is spliced from 5 exons.
CGCAGCCUAUUGUUAGUCGGAGCCGGGGCGGUUCUGGGUACUCGCAGCCGAGGGAGCAGGAGCCUCCCGCUCCCCGCCGCCGGCCGGCCCUCCCUCCCUCCCUCCCUUCCUUCCCCCGCCGCCCUCAGAGCUCCUGGACCCGUGGCCACGGCUCCCGGGGCUCGCUUCCCCUUCCCUCCCUCCCUCCCUACCCUGGGCCUGGGCGGCGGCGGCAGCGGGGGCGGCAGAGACCUUCGCGAGAAGCGGAGGCGGCGCCGGCGGCGUCGGGGUCGGGCCGAAUCCUCAUGAACCUGUCUAGCUGGUGGUGAAUGGGGGCUUUAGGGCCUUUAUAGUGGGCUCCCUAAGGAAGUCCUUUCAAGACCAAUGGAUGCAUUCACGAGCUCGAGUCUCAAGAGGAAAUUUGAAGAUGUGGAUGUGGGCUCUUCCAUUUCUAACUCAGAUGAUGAAAUCUCUAGCAGUGACAGUGCUGACAGCUGUGACAGCCUUAACCCUCCUAGCACUGCUGGCUUCACACCUACAUCUAUCUUGAAACGGCAAAAACAACUCCGGAGGAAGAAUGUACGCUUUGAUCAGGUGACAGUGUACUAUUUUGCCAGGCGCCAGGGCUUCACCAGUGUGCCCAGCCAAGGUGGGAGUUCCUUGGGCAUGGCCCAGCGCCACAAUUCUGUGAGAAGCUACACGCUCUGUGAGUUUGCUCAGGAACAGGAGGUCAACCACCGGGAGAUCCUCCGUGAGCAUCUGAAAGAGGAGAAGCUGCAUGCCAAGAAAAUGAAGCUCACCAAGAAUGGCACGGUGGAGUCAGUAGAGGCUGAUGGCCUGACACUAGAUGAUGUGUCAGAUGAGGACAUUGAUGUGGAGAAUGUAGAAGUGGAUGACUACUUCUUCCUGCAGCCUCUGCCCACUAAGAGGCGUCGGGCCCUGCUCCGGGCCUCUGGUGUCCAUCGAAUUGAUGCUGAAGAGAAGCAAGAGCUUCGGGCCAUCCGACUUUCACGGGAGGAGUGUGGCUGUGACUGCCGGCUAUACUGUGACCCAGAGGCCUGUGCCUGCAGCCAAGCUGGGAUCAAAUGCCAGGUGGAUCGCAUGUCCUUUCCAUGUGGCUGUUCCCGGGAUGGUUGUGGAAACAUGGCAGGGCGUAUUGAAUUUAAUCCAAUCCGGGUCCGGACUCAUUACCUCCACACCAUCAUGAAACUGGAGCUGGAAAACAAGCGACAGGUGAGCCGCGUACCAGCCCUAGAAGAGGAACUCCCCCCAGCCCCUAGUGGCGAUCUCCCCGGUACUCACGACUCAGAGACCCAGGAUUUCCAGGAGUUCAUUGCUGAAAAUGAGACUGCUGUGAUGCACCUGCAGAGUGCCGAAGAGCUGGAGCGGCUGAAGGCCGAAGACUCCAGCGGCUCCAGUGGCUCCAGCGCCAGCCUGGACUCGAGCAUUGAGAGCCUUGGAGUAUGUAUCUUAGAAGAGCCCCUUACGGUUCCUGAGGAGCUGUGUCCGGGCCUUGCUGCCCCCAUCCUCAUCCAAGCCCAGCUCCCCUCAGGCUCUUCAGUCUUAUGCUUUGCUGAGAACUCGGAACACCCAGCUACCCCCACGGCCAGCGAACCCUCUUAUUUGAACAGUGGCCCUGUGGUCUAUUACCAGGUGGAGCAAAGGUCAGUCUUGGGAAUGAAGGAGGAACCUGAUUCAGAAGCAUCUGAAAUUCCCCCUUCAUUUCCCAUAGAAAAGGAUUUGAGUGUCUUUUCUCUCCCUGCUACCUCAUUGGUGGCCUGUAGCCCCACAGACCCAGCUGCCCUCUGUAAACCAGAGGUGGGGAAAAUGCCCACUUCCGAAUCCUUACUGCCAGAAAGCUGUAACCCCGAAGGGCCUGAAUGUGAUGAUUUCCACCCCCCCUGGUCCCCACCAAACCUUCCCUUCCGCACAGACAGUGAGGAAGGCUGUGGGGUAGAACAGGCCCCAAACGGGCUCUGCGAUCAGGGUCAGCCUCCUAAGGACUCCUCUCUGGCCCUUCCUCUGCCAGUGUGACCUGAGGGACAUUAUCCCUCUCCCAAUAUCUAUUUAUUCACUUAUUUUAUCUAAUACUAUUUUAAAACAAAACUGAAAGAAGCCA